Messenger RNA from Durio zibethinus, 1579 nucleotides. Lineage: Eukaryota; Viridiplantae; Streptophyta; Magnoliopsida; Malvales; Malvaceae. The record is from RefSeq and is a predicted model, not a curated record.
UAAGCUGUUGACUUCAUAGAUUAGAAUGGAUAACCAAGCAUUGAACAUGCACCUUUACUUGAAUUUGUGGUCAAGAUUCUAAAAGAAAAAAAAGAUUUUCCACGCUUCAGCUUGAAAACAAAACUGUUCAUCAGUCUGUUGACCUCGAUCUUCAAUGUUCUUAUCAACUUAAACACCGUUCGUCAGUGACUUCACACUUCACACUUCACUCCCAAGAGUGUGAACCAAAAGAUUGAUGAAGCUAACUGCAAAGUGCAAAGUAAAUGCCUUGUCCUUUAAUGCCCCACAUUUUUGUAUUCAUGCAGGUUUAAAACCCUGACCUGUAUGAUACUGCUUUUCUCUUGUAACACUCAAAAUGCAGAGCACUGUACUCGUUUUGUCUCCUUCAACUCCAUUCUUCAAACCUCUAAAUAGAAACCUCAACCCCAGAUAUAGCCCGGUAUCAAACCUGUCUUCUUUAAAGCCAUUGGACCGCAGUUCCAUACAUGGACUUUCAUGUCAAAAAGCUUCUUAUCAUUCUCCUUGUUCUGGCUUCAAUGCUCGAAUCUCUGAGUCAUUCAUCAGUUCAAAUGGAAGAAGAUACGAUCGUUUUAAGGUCAAAGCAACUUCAGUUCCUGAAAACAUAGGUGAGACAGAGGGCUAUAGUGGUUUGGGUAGAACCUUGCAGCUUGGAGCCAUGUUUGCAAUUUGGUAUCUUCUGAACAUCUACUUCAACAUUUUCAACAAGCAGGUUCUGCAGGUCUAUACAUUUCCAGCAACAGUUACAGCCUUCCAAUUUGGCUGUGGGACUUUGAUAAUACUUAUAAUGUGGGCAUCUAAUCUCUACCAUCGACCAAAGCUUACUCGUUCACAGCUUGCAGCAAUCAUUCCAAUGGCUGUGGCUCACACUCUUGGCAACCUUUUGACCAAUGUGAGUCUUGGGAAAGUUAAUGUCUCAUUUACUCAAACAAUUAAAGCAAUGGAGCCCUUCUUCACAGUCUUACUCUCAGUUCUAUUUAUUGGAGAGUGGCCUACUUUCCGGAUAGUGUCCUCUAUACCAGUUGUAGGUGGAGUGGCAUUAGCAUCAUUCACUGAGGCAUCUUUUAAUUGGAUUGGUUUCUGUAGUGCAAUGGCUUCCAAUGUGACUAACCAAUCACGUAAUGUGCUUAGUAAAAAGUUCAUCGUUAGAAAAGAGGACACUUUGGACAAUAUCAAUCUCUUAUCUGUAAUAACCAUAAUUUCGUUUAUCCUAUUGGUUCCUGCUGCCAUUUUAUUGGAAGGUGUCAAGUUCACUCCUUCAUAUCUACAAUCUGCUGCAAACCAAGGUUUGAAUAUUAGAGAGCUAUGCACCAGAUCUCUUCUGGCUGGAUUCUGCCUCCACAGUUAUCAGCAGGUUUCUUACAUGAUACUGCAGAUGGUAUCACCAGUUACCCACUCUGUAGGAAAUUGUGUGAAGAGAGUUGUGGUCAUUGUCUCUUUAGUUAUCUUCUUCCAAACGCCUGUUUCACCCAUUAACUCCCUUGGCACUGCAGUGGCUCUUACUGGAGUCUUCUUGUAUUCGAAAGCAAAACGAAUGAAGCCAAAGCCUAAGGCUGCAUGA